Molecule: messenger RNA, 699 nt
Organism: Magallana angulata
Lineage: Eukaryota; Metazoa; Mollusca; Bivalvia; Ostreida; Ostreidae
Product: tetranectin-like protein
Exons: 6
Coding region: 87-557 (156 amino acids)
Molecular function (GO): signaling receptor activity
Source: RefSeq, a predicted model, not a curated record
GCUUAUUUGGUGGAGGGAUAGGACAAAUCAUCCAGUCAUUCUGUGACAUUGGUCUUAUCUAUCGGGAUUUCUUAAAACAAGUGACUAUGAGAUCGCCUCUUGCUCUUCUAUUCUUCCUUUCAUUUGCUAUCCUGGAGACUGAGGGUUGUCACGUGGGCUGGAUACAGUUUCAGGACAAAUGUUAUUUUUUCAGCCACACCGCGGCCACUUGGUUCGGUGCAGGAAGCACGUGUUUACUGUUCCACGCAAAGCUGGCUGAACCACGAUCUUACGAUGAAAUAAAUUUCUUACGAAGCCAUAGCCAGUCUUUAAAUAGACAUAUGUGGAUCGGGGUGUCGGACAUUAUAGAAGAGGGUCGUUUUGUAUAUACUUCCACACAAGAAGUAGUUCAAUACACUGAUUUCGAACCUGGAGAGCCAGGCGGUCACCUGAGUCAGAACUGUGUCAUCCUUUGGAAUGAUUUUCAUGGAAAAUGGGCAGAUUUUUAUUGUGCCUCACGUUUAUAUUACGUCUGUGAAGAGAUUGUAACGUCCUAUCCAGGAAAUGUAAUUGGUUGAAAAUCUGAAUUCAUCAGGACAUCACCGACGAGCCGGUGAAAAUUUGUUAUGACCAAGUAUAUUGAAAUAAUUUGAAAGCCGAUAUUUGUGUAAUUCACAAUCAUGAUUUUUACCCAAUUAUCGCAUUAAAAUAAUUUAAAUU